Coprinopsis cinerea okayama7#130 is the source of this 1332-nucleotide messenger RNA. RefSeq lists its product as hypothetical. The transcript has 3 exons. NCBI's taxonomy places the organism in Eukaryota, Fungi, Basidiomycota, Agaricomycetes, Agaricales, Psathyrellaceae. Bases 1 to 1332 code for a protein of 443 amino acids. The record is from RefSeq and is a predicted model, not a curated record.
AUGGCACCCUCACAAUACGAAUCUAUCUCCAAGGAUGAUCUCUUUGCUGCCCUGGCGUCCAUGGGCGUCAAACUGCCAACCUCGUCCAAAAUAUCCCUGGAGGACCUCACAAAACGUCUGCUCGCCUCUUUAGACUCUUCUCAAGAACUGACGGACCUCUUUCCCGGCGUCAAGUCAGGCGAGGAGCGUCUGAACCCCACCACCUUCGAACCCUGGACCGACAACGCGAACCUCAUUCUCGAAACGCAUCGGUCGAGUUUGAAACAGGGGUUGCACAACUUGAUGUCUAGGGGUAUCAAGAAGGACCCAUCGAAGGAGAAAGAGCAGACAUUCCAGGAGAUCCAGCAAAUCCUACUUGCGUUUGCCAGGGAAUGGGGGGAGGGGAGACGGACGUUUAUGCUGAUGGACGAGGAUCAAGAAUGGGGAGUCCUAAUCCAGAUUCUCGCUGUCCUCAAAGUCAACUCCCACACACCCCUCUACAUGCUCUCCUUCCGCACAAUCUUUGCGAUCCCCAACAAAUCUCUCCAACGCCAAAUGGAGGAUAUCCUCCCACCCUCGGUCACCUACGCCAUCUCCGUCCGAACAACACCAUUAGAACGCAAGGUUGUGCUUAAACUCUUAAAUAUGAACGCUAAACGUCUAGAUACCGAAGUAUACAAGGUCCCGGAAGGAUUUGCAAAAUAUACGAAGAAACAGUGGAAAGUCUCUUUCAUACUUCCAUUGGCACCGCUACCGAUGGUGGAUAUUGGGAAAUUUACGGAUCUUUCGGGGUGUGAGGUUUGUGGGAGUACGAAGGGAGCGAGUAGGUGUAGCGGAUGUCUGUCAGUGCUGUACUGUGGAACCAAAUGUCAAACAGAGGACUGGCCACGGCAUAAAGCAACUUGCAAAUCUCUCCAAGGCGGAACAUGGACAACAAUCACCUUCGGCCCCGCCUCUGCCGUCCCAAGUAUCGGAGGCCUGGACACCAACAAAACUCUCUACUCCACACUCAUGAACUUCAACGAGUCCACACACGGCUCCUCAUCCUCCCACAACCGAAUCAAAGAAGUCCAGCCAUCUGACAUACCCCCAAACGUCCACGGCUCCAAAGUCUUCCUCGCAAAGUUCCAAGUGUCGCUCUUCCAGUUUGGACCGCAGUCCCAUUUCUUGAUUUAUGAUCGCCAACGGAGCUUUCAGAUAUUUUGGAAGGCAAAGGAGGAUAUGGAGGCGUUCCAGGUGGCGAUGAAGGCCCUCGGGGACGAGUUGAAGAUGUACAGAUUCGUGAAGCGCACGGGGGAUUAUUCCAUGAGUGUCUGCUUUGAUAGACCGCCGGCGGAGAAUCCCCCGUGGUAG